Molecule: messenger RNA, 2956 nt
Organism: Ictalurus punctatus (channel catfish)
Lineage: Eukaryota; Metazoa; Chordata; Actinopteri; Siluriformes; Ictaluridae
Gene: brinp1
Product: bone morphogenetic protein/retinoic acid inducible neural-specific 1
Exons: 8
Coding region: 384-2669 (761 amino acids)
Biological process (GO): positive regulation of neuron differentiation; negative regulation of mitotic cell cycle
Source: RefSeq, a predicted model, not a curated record
UCUCUUCAGUUCCUUGCGCUUGCUCUCACUGAAUGCACCGGCCGUCUCUCCUCCUCCUCCUCCUCCUCCUUCUUCUUCCUCUACUUCUUUUUCUCCGCUCUUCUCUCUCGGAUAUUUUCCAGUUUCCAUCUGUGUCCGUACAUCCGUAUCUCUGGCAUCUCCCAUCACCUCGCUGUGCGUUUCUCCUUCUUGAGCAUGAGAAGAGUCGCUCUCUCCUCUGCCCUCCACCAGCAUGAGCCGAGCACAGGGAUCUCUGAGCGCAACUUUCGCACGGACGCAUUAAAUCGUCGUCCUGGAGCGCCGUUCUUCAUCACAGGAGAGAAGCAGAUUUAGGUCUCCAUAGAAUGGAGCGAGAAUGAGCAGAGAGCGGCUGAAGGAAAAGCAUGAACUGGAGGGUCAUUGAGGUCACUUGCUUCCUGUUUCUAUGGGACCAUCUAACAGUUGAGUCUUUGCGCCAGGAGCCCUCGGCCGCCGAGCACCAUGUGCCCAAGCACUUCGACUGGCUCAUCUCCGACCGCGGCCCUUUCCACCACAGCAAGGCCUACCUCGCCUUCGUGGAAAGAUUCCGCCAAGGAUUUACGACCCGAUAUAAAAUUUAUAGGGAGUUUGCGCGUUGGAAGGUGAGGAACAUAGCCAUCGAGCGACGGGAUUUGAUCCGCAAUCCCGUGCCCCUCAUGCCCGAGUUCCAGAGGAGCAUGAGGAUUCUGGGACGGCGUCCGUCCACGCAGCACUUCAUUGACACCAUCAUCAAGAAAUAUGGUACUCACAUCCUCAUCUCGGCCACGCUUGGAGGUGAGGAGGCUCUCACCAUGUACAUGGCGAAGAGCAAGCUGGACCGGAAGAUGGUGAACGCCACACAGGGGGUGGAGGCGCUGCACCAGCUCGCCUCCUCUUACUUCAUCGACCGAGACGGCACCAUGCGCAAACUCCACGAGAUCCAGAUCUCCACCAAUGCCAUCAAGGUGACGGAGACGAGAACCGGUCCUCUCGGCUGCAGCACCUACGAUAACCUGGACUCGGUGAGCUCGGUGCUGCUGCAGAGUCCUGAGAGCAAACUACACCUGCAAGGUCUCCAGGUGAUUCUUCCCGAGUACCUGCAGGAGAAGUUUGUGCAGUCUGCUCUAAGCUACAUCAUGUGCAACGGUGAGGGAGAGUACGUGUGUCAAAGCAACCAGUGCAUCUGCCAGUGCGCUGACGAAUUCCCACAAUGCAACUGUCCCACCACCGACCUGCAGAUCAUGGAGAACACGCUCCGGGGAAUGGCCGAGUCCUGGGCUGCUUCGUACAAGGAUUUCGAGAACUCAGAUGAGUUCAAAUCGUUCCUGAAGCGUCUCCCCUCCACACACUUCCUGCCGGUGAGCAGUGUGCACUUGCUGUGGGGGAGCGACUGGGACCUGCAGGCUCGUUACCGGCUGCUCCAGAGCUCCCUUGAGGUCCUGAGGCUGAAGAUUCAGCGCACGGCGCGUAAACUGUUCAGCCUCAGCAUCCGCUGUCACCACAACCCCAACCAUCAGAUGCCUAGAGAGAGAUCUGUUCUGCAGUGGCUCAACCGGGUGCAGUCCUUCCUCUACUGCAAUGAGAACGGCUUCUGGGGUACGUUCCUGGAGAGCCAGCGCACAUGCGUAUGCCACACGGGCAUCACUCUGUGCCAGCGUCCAAUCCCGUGCGUGAUCGGUGGCAACAACAGCUGCGCCAUGUGCAGCCUGGCUAACAUAUCUCAGUGCGGCUCGUGCAACAAGGGCUACAAGCUGUACCGCGGCCGCUGCGAGCCGCAGAACGUGGACUCGGAGCGCAGCGAGCAGUUCAUCAGCUUCGAGACGGAUCUGGACUUUCAGGACCUGGAGCUGAAGUACCUGUUGCAGAAGAUGGACUCGCGUUUGUACAUCCACACUACUUUCAUCAGCAACGAGGUGCGCCUGGAGACCUUCUUCGACCCGCGCUGGCGCAAGCGCAUGUCGCUGACGUUGAAGAGCAACAAGAACCGCAUGGACUACCUGCACAUGAUGGUGGGCUUGUCCAUGAAGAUUUGCCAGAUGCGUAACAGCAGCAUGGACCCCAUGUUCUUUGUUUACGUCAACCCGUUCAGUGGGAGCCACUCGGAAGGAUGGAGCAUGCCGUUCGGUGAACAUGGAUACCCCCGCUGGGAGAAGGUACGGCUCCAGAACUCGCAGUGUUUCAACUGGACCCUGAUGCUGGGCAAUCGCUGGAAGACCUUCUUCGAGACGGUGCACAUCUACCUACGCAGCCGUGCCAAGGUGCCCACCGUCCUGCGUAAUGACACCGGCCACGGUCCCGUGGACCUCUCCGACCCCAACAAGCGCCAGAUCUAUAUCAAGAUCUCUGACAUCCAGGUGUUCGGCUACAGCCUACGCUUCAACUCCGACCUUCUCCGGAGUGCCGUCCAGCAGGUCAACCAGUCCUACACGCAAGGGACACAGUUUUACUCAUCCUCGUCCAUCAUGCUCCUGCUCCUGGAUAUCAGGGACAGGAUUAACCGUCUGGCCCCUCCGGCGGCGCCUGGGAAACCCCAGCUAGACCUUUUCUCCUGUAUGCUCAAGCACCGACUCAAGCUCAACAACAGUGAGAUGAUCCGUGUCAAUCAUGCGUUGGACAUGUACAAUACGGAGAUCUUGAAACAGUCGGACCAUCUGACUACCAAACUUUGCUGAAAGUUAAACGCUAACGACGGAGCAAACUUACCGGAGAUCAAUCGUUGGAGAGGACGUAAAAGGAUUCUUUUUAUUUCCCUUUCCUUUGGGACGUUUUGCGUUUUUUGAUGUACUAUUAACACCUUUGUAAGUGUAAUUGUUAAAUAAGAAACUAAAAAUACAGAGAUUAAGCCUUUUAGUUCACUACGGAAGAAAGGAAAAAAAAAUUAAUGACUGUACCAUAUUUGUCCAAGCAUGUCUGUCACUUCCAAAUGGAGCAUUAAAGGAAAAGAAGAAAAAAAAAAAAA